Messenger RNA from Dentiscutata erythropus, 168 nucleotides. NCBI's taxonomy places the organism in Eukaryota, Fungi, Glomeromycota, Glomeromycetes, Diversisporales, Gigasporaceae. The record is from the annotation of a GenBank genome assembly.
AUGAAUCAACCACCUGUUCAAGUGAUGGGGGGUCAACCUCCAAAUGUCGUUCAUAUCAAUUUCCUCCUCGAUGAUCCUGUCCAACGACACGAAAUCCUGGUCAAGGGACAAAGAGAUGCAUUUCCUAUACCACAAAGAGCAAGAAAUCAGGCAGCGCCUACGAAUUGC